AUGCCGGAGAUAUCUAAAGACUGGCUCGAGUACGAGGCCACUCAUGGAGGACGUUUCUGCCUCACUGGAAAUGCCGAGGAGAUCAUUGCACAAGUGCAAAAGCUGGCUACAGCAGUUGGACCUCCGCAGCGCAAUACGGAUCCAAAUCUUCAGAUUUAUGAUUCAUCCGCCUCAUCUGUUCCAAUCAGAGUAUACAAGCCAGUCAAUUCUGAGAAAAUUCCACUCUGCAUCUUUUCUCACGGCGGCGGCUUUAUAGCUGAGGAUCUUGAUUCUGAAGAUGGAUUCUGCCGAUGGAUUGCCAAAUCCACUCCUUGCGUCGUGGUGUCGAUUGACUAUCGUCUUGGGCCAAAGUACAAAUUGCCAACCAUGCUUGAGGAUGUCAUCACUGCAUAUGAUUGGGUGCGGGAUCCAUCCAACCGGUUCGUAACAGAAAAGACCCAAAUUUUUGCCAUGGGAGCCUCCGCUGGCGGAGCACUGUCUCUGUCCCUUGCAAACCACAUCUCUGAGCAGCGUAAAGCUGGUAAUCCUGUUACUCGCCUUGCAGCCGUCAUCGCACUUACACCCGUAACCCUCCAUCCUCACCAUGUAGUCCCUGAGUACCUCGACGUGUACAAAUCAUAUCAAGAGAAUGGCACAGAUGUCCCUAUUAUGGACGCUGCUGCCAUGAUGACUUAUUUCGAGGCUGUGAACGCAGUACCAAACGACUCGUCCAUCUUCGCUGCGUUGUCCCCAAAUCUUCAAGACUUCCCGCCAACAUACAUUGCUACGUGUGGAGCCGAUCCUCUUCGAGACGAUGGAGUGGUGAUGGCUAAAAUGCUGGAGAAGGCUGGUGUACCAACCAAGCAUGACCACUACCCUGGUCUGCCGCACAUCUUUUGGAUUUUUCCCGAUUUCGCCUUGAGUCGCGUGUUUGCCGAGAACUUGACGAUGGGAAUCAAGUUUGUUUUGACAAGGAAGUAA
Exophiala mesophila is the source of this 960-nucleotide messenger RNA. RefSeq lists its product as uncharacterized. Gene Ontology annotation, molecular function: hydrolase activity. Lineage: Eukaryota; Fungi; Ascomycota; Eurotiomycetes; Chaetothyriales; Herpotrichiellaceae. The record is from RefSeq and is a predicted model, not a curated record. Bases 1 to 960 code for a protein of 319 amino acids. The transcript is spliced from 6 exons.